Messenger RNA from Phytophthora nicotianae INRA-310, 1215 nucleotides. RefSeq lists its product as hypothetical. Gene Ontology annotation, cellular component: cytoplasm; cytosol. Bases 1 to 1215 code for a protein of 404 amino acids. NCBI's taxonomy places the organism in Eukaryota, Oomycota, Peronosporomycetes, Peronosporales, Peronosporaceae. The transcript is spliced from 2 exons. Gene Ontology annotation, biological process: protein ufmylation. The record is from RefSeq and is a predicted model, not a curated record. Gene Ontology annotation, molecular function: UFM1 activating enzyme activity.
AUGUCAACCGAAGCGGAGCUGCGGGCGCUGGAUCGACAGAUCGCUGAUCUGAUGCAGCAGAAGGUGGCGGUGCAGGCCAAGCUGGAGCGUGAGGCUGGCGGCGCACGUGCCAAGCAGAUGAGCGCUGAGGUGGUGGACAGCAACCCUUACAGUCGCCUCAUGGCUCUGAAGCGCAUGGGAAUUGUCAAUAACUACGAGAAGAUCCGCGACUUCUCCGUCCUCAUCGUGGGUCUUGGUGGUAUCGGCUCUGUCGCUGCUGAGAUGCUCACUCGCUGCGGCAUCGGCAAGCUCAUUAUGUACGACUACGACACUGUGGAGAUCGCCAAUAUGAACCGCUUGUUCUUCCGCCCCGAACAGGCCGGAAUGACCAAGACGGCGGCUGCCAAGCAGACGCUGCACAGUAUUAAUCCGGACGUGAUCUUCGAGGAAUACACCAUGGAUAUAACUACGACCGCCAACUUCGAGCAGCUUCUAGACCGUAUCCAGCACGGCGGAGUGGACGGCAAGAGCAAAAUCGAUCUGGUUCUCAGUUGUGUGGACAAUUAUGCGGCGCGUACGGCUCUAAACCAGGCAUGUAACGAGCUGAACCAGGAGUGGAUGGAGUCGGGCGUGUCGGAGGACGCUGUAUCAGGUCACAUCCAGUUUUUGUUGCCUGGACGCACAGCCUGCUUUGAGUGUCUCCCGCCACUUAUCGUGGCCAGUGGCAUUGACGAGUCCACGCUCAAGCGCGAGGGCGUGUGUGCGGCUUCUCUACCGACCACUAUGGGUCUGGUGGCUGCUAUGCUAGUGCAGAAUGUACUGAAGUACUUGUUGGGCUUCGGUCAGGUGUCGUACUACUUAGGCUACAGCGCCAUGAAGGAUUUCUUCCCGUCGGACGUCAUGCGUCCGAACCCGGAGUGUUCUAACGCUCAAUGUCGGAAGCAACAGGCCGUGACUGAACACAAGAAUUGGACGCCCAUGGUCUGGAAGGCUCUGGGCCAUGACGGCCAGGAGAAUCUGGUUGUGGAGCAUGAAGACAAUGAGUGGGGCAUCGAGCUUGGCGGAGACGAUGCAGCUGAAGCUCCUGCUGCUGAGACGGCGAAGCUGGCGUCGGGGAUCUCGUUUGCGUACGAUCAGGCUACAUCAACUCCGGUUGCUGCUGAGGACCAGUCAGCUUCUGUAGCGGACGUGAAUGUGAGUCUGGAGGACCUCAUGGGACAGCUGAAGUCGCUUUAG